AUGGCAGGAGUUGCACCAGAGGGUUCUCAGUUUGAUGCUAAGCAAUUUGAUACCAAAAUGAAUGAGUUACUCACCACUGAAGGACAGGACUUCUACACAUUUUAUGAGGAGGUUUAUGAUAGUUUUGAUGCUAUGGGCUUACAAGAGAAUCUUCUCAGAGGCAUUUAUGCAUAUGGUUUUGAGAAGCCAUCAGCUAUUCAGCAACGGGGAAUAGUUCCAUUUUGCAAGGGACUUGAUGUUAUACAACAGGCUCAGUCUGGAACAGGGAAGACCGCCACUUUCUGCUCUGGGAUUCUGCAGCAACUUGACUACAGUGUAACAGAAUGCCAGGCCUUGGUCUUGGCACCAACUCGCGAGCUUGCUCAGCAGAUUGAGAAGGUUAUGCGGGCACUUGGAGAUUAUCUAGGUGUGAAGGUGCAUGCUUGUGUGGGAGGGACCAGUGUUCGUGAGGACCAACGUAUUCUGUCAAGUGGAGUUCAUGUUGUUGUUGGUACCCCUGGUCGUGUAUUUGACAUGCUGCGCAGACAGUCACUUAGGCCAGAUUACAUCAAGAUGUUUGUGUUAGAUGAGGCUGAUGAAAUGCUUUCUCGUGGUUUUAAAGAUCAGAUCUACGAUAUAUUCCAGCUGUUGCCAUCUAAGAUUCAAGUGGGGGUUUUCUCCGCCACAAUGCCUCCUGAGGCGCUUGAGAUCACAAGAAAGUUUAUGAACAAACCUGUGAGGAUUCUUGUGAAGCGUGAUGAGCUCACCUUGGAGGGUAUUAAGCAAUUUUAUGUCAAUGUUGAUAAAGAGGAAUGGAAGCUUGACACACUCUGCGAUCUGUAUGAGACAUUGGCUAUCACUCAGAGUGUCAUUUUUGUGAAUACCAGACGGAAAGUUGAUUGGCUAACUGACAAAAUGAGAAGCCGUGACCAUACAGUCUCAGCAACACACGGAGACAUGGACCAGAAUACUAGAGAUAUUAUUAUGCGGGAAUUCCGUUCUGGAUCUUCCCGUGUUUUAAUAACUACUGAUCUUCUGGCUCGUGGUAUUGAUGUGCAGCAAGUGUCUUUAGUUAUAAAUUAUGAUCUCCCAACACAACCCGAAAACUAUCUCCAUCGUAUUGGUCGUAGUGGAAGGUUUGGUAGGAAAGGUGUUGCAAUUAACUUUGUCACGAAGGAUGAUGAAAGAAUGCUGGGUGACAUCCAGAAGUUCUACAAUGUGUUGAUUGAGGAGCUUCCUUCCAAUGUUGCUGAACUUCUGUGA
Molecule: messenger RNA, 1242 nt
Organism: Lathyrus sativus (Indian pea)
Lineage: Eukaryota; Viridiplantae; Streptophyta; Magnoliopsida; Fabales; Fabaceae
Source: the annotation of a GenBank genome assembly